UGCUUCCCCCCACGUUGAUGAUAGUAUAUGGUCAAAAGCUGUUCGCCCCAACCCCACAAGUGAAGGGAAAAAAACUCUGUGUGUUCUACCUCUCGCUGCUGCUGCUCAGAAACAAAUAUUUUUCGUCGACUGAGCCGAGCAGCCGUUUAGUACCCACUUCUACUCGAGGAAACCACUGAGAAAAUUGUUUGCUAGCAGUGUCGACGAGAGUCGGUGGUCGGGCUAGCUGGCGUGAUAUUUUUUCACGUUGGGGCUGACAUAACUCUUGGUCAACUUUUCGGAACCAUUCACCUUAAUCAUUCGCAAUUUCGACGGCCAAAAUAGUCGGCUUGAUUGUAGUUUUUGUAAUCACUUUCGAAACGUGAAAAGUGUUCACAGUUCGGGCGGUCGAAAAAUCAAUUUCGUGAAGCUGAAGCGAGCGUCGUGUGACAUUUCGAAAUAUCAUCAUCACCACCACCACAAUCGGGUGACAAGAGGGUGAAGUUCGAGGAAAGUUUGCAAAAUCAUGGCGAGCUUUUUUCCCAUCUAAAAGUGGGUGGAAAAUUUAAUUUCCUGCCAAUUAAUCAAAGGAGUCUGGUCGUUGCUAGCAAUAACAACCUACCCACCACACUUGCUGAAGAUGGAGCAACAGCAGUAGGCUGUGAUGCCCCUAAGCUAAGGAGAUGUCUAGCUAGAAGUGCGGUGUUGAGGAAACGAAGAAAAUUUGCACAAAAUUGAAAGCGAAGGCAGGACCUGCUGCUGCUGCUGUGUGAACGUCCUGUGGGUGAGCUCUUAACGUUGGAAAUUGUGGAGAAGCGAAAUUGCCCCAAAGUAAACAACAACAGCAAACGCUAGGUAUCUACAUACUAGCAAACAAACUCGAAGACGACGGACGCCUAGAAGAUGUCGUUCGAACAGGACAGCAACGCUCCGGUGGAUCCGCGAGUUCAGGUUGAAUUAGAACGAUUGAAUGAAGCCACGGACAACAUCAAUAAAUAUGAAGUAGAACUUGAGGAAGCCAAAACCGAGUUCCGUGAAAUCCUGAAAGAAAGUGCCGAAAAAAUCAAAGCAAUCGCCAAAAAGCUUGGCAAUUCCAUAGAAACGGCUAAACCCUACUACGAGGCACGGCUGUAUGCAUCCCAGUUAACCAAAGAAACGCAACAAUCGGCCAUCAACUAUGAUAAGGCCAAAUCGAUCCAUGCGGCGGCCAAGGAGAUGGUGUACCUGGCCGAGCAGGGCCUAGGGGAAAAAUCAACGCUGGACACCGCCUGUCAGGAGAUGCUGACCCAUGCCACGACGCGCGUUAACGAGUCGCAGAACGAGUGCACCGAGAUGCGCAAUCUGUUGCGCAUAAGCGAGUUGAAGCUGGAGGUGGCCAAUAAUCGCGUGUCGAAGCUGCACUCGCAGCUGAAGAGUUCUAUUAGGGCGUCCAGACCGUAUUAUGAGUUGCGUGCCAACUACAAUGCGCUACUGCUGGAACAGAAACAAAAGGUUGUGGAUCUGGAGGCCAAAGUAACCGAAGCAAAAAUGACCUACAAUGAGGCACUGACUUGUUUGGAAAGAAUUUCCGAAGAGAUACACCAGAAACGGAAAGCCCGAGCCAGUAGCAUCGAUGAAGAUGCAUCCGGAUCAUCGUCGUCUUCAACGCAACAGUUGCGCAACGGACAGGGUCUAGGUCAAUCGAUCCGGAGUCCUUCGACUGCACGAAUUGAGUGUAAUGAUGAGUACUUAGAGUUUCCCGCCAAACUUGUCAUCAAAAAUAGCGGUCCCAUAAAACCGAAGUAUCUGGACAAAUUGGAGUGUCCCCAUCUGUUGAAGGAUUUUCCGCAACUCAGAAAGACGAGUCCGGGCGGGGAGAGCGAUUCUGACAACAACUAUCUCUUCUCGCCGAAUCGAACCAUCGACGAUAUCACCAACAUGUCGUCGGAGGACAUCGAACAGUGGACCGAGAUUCGUUUGUCGCAUUCCAAUAGCAGCAGCUCGGAGUACUCUCAGCACAAUUCGAUGGCCCUGGAGGAUGAGGCGGCCACUCUGCCACCGGAAGUGUCCGAUACCACCGACACCGAUACGGACGACAGCAGCUCGGAACCAAGGAUGAAGGCGCGCAUCAUCAAGAUGGAGCUGCACGACGACAGCACCAAUCAGAAUCUGAUCCCGGGCUUGAGCACAAAAACGAGCGGAACUGGAAGCAGCAGCAUCGCAAGUUGGAUCACUGGUCGCACCAUUGGCCGUUCGGCCUCGAUCUCGAUCACCGGAUGUAACCCGACCGCAGCCAGUAGCAUAAGCGAGGCGGCAGCUCCGACACCAACCGGUGUCAGUGGUACAGCUGCUGGAAGUUCUUCGUCCUCCGGUCGUCGACAAUCGCUGGACAUUAUCAUCGAUACCGGCGAUCGUGUCAAGGACGUUUUCACCCAGGGCAUCCAGCGGAUCGGUCGCACCCUGGAGCGGCGGAACAGUGAAUCGGAGGUUGCCCGUGAUGGCGAUGGGAAUGGCGGCGGGAGUAAUGGCACGGGACCGGGUGGUGGGGGGAGUUUUGCUGGCGCAAACAGUUCGGGGAGUAAUUCCAAUGUUGGGAGUGAGUUUUUUCUCUUCCAACGCUCGUCGGAUCCUGCACGGGAUGGUCUCUCGGAUGAGCAGGUGGAGAACCUACUUCUAGGACAGGACUGUUCGGACCUGUUCCAGAACGUGGUCAACAUAUCGAAGUAGAUCCGAACGAGCGGCGGCAACAGUAACAGCGGAAGUAGAUGGCCAACUAGGCUGUGGGGUCAAUGGAGCCAUGUAGUAGACCAAAAUUGACUCGAUCUUUACACACUGUGAUUCGGUUUGGGGUGGAACCGAUCUCUCUGAGGAGCAUGGGCGGGGCCAAUGUGCAAUCCAAAAUGGCGGACAUAACGCGCUGGAAUAAAAUUAUACACUUAUUAAGCAAUUAUCGCAAACCUUGUAGAGAGAAGGGAGAAUGUUUUAAAUUAUCUAAGGGUAAGUUCGCAUCACUGUGAAAAUCUACAGCAAAUAAUAAAGAAAGAACAGUAAUUAAACCACAUAAAUAAAUAAAUGGAAACCAAAACAAUGUUGUUAAGCAUGGCAGGAAUAUUGAAACAGAGGCAACUAAACCAAACUGCACAAGGCUGUGCCGAUUUCUCAUUGUAACUUAAACGAGAGUGUACCAAAAAGAAGAAAAAAAGCUUAAAGAAAACUAGAACAAACCAUAUCAUUGGCAAAAGACAUGAUAGGUUAGCUUUCCUGGAUAUCAUUACAAAAUUGGAAAAAAAACAAAAAAAAUCAAAAAAAAAUGACUUCUGGGAAGUUCACCGCAACAGAAAAAAAAUCAAUCACUACACUGAGCAAUGAUCAAACCCUACUCUUUCUAGACUCUAAACUUAAAAGUCUAUACUAAAACACAAAUUGAUGAUGGCAGCGCCUCUUUUCACUAUUCCUCUCGUGAGAUUGUUGUUUAAAUUUAAGCGCAAUAAAUAAUACAGCCCAGAAAAAUCAAUUCACAUACAUACAAACAUGUAAUUUAAAAGUAAAGCAAAUAAAACAAAAGAAAAUUGCAAUGAUUCGAAAGUGAGUGGAGGAGAAAUCCUACUAUAAUUUGUACAGUAUUAGGCAAAGAAAAUUGGUUAAGAAUUCUUAAGAGAAAUCCAGCAAACAUUCCUAUUCCAUUGGGUAGCUUUAUUAAUGCGUAGUUGCAAAUAGUUUUGAAUAGAGUUUAAUCAAUUAUCGGGCAGCAAAUUAGCAUUUACCUACUAUUUUAUGUUUUUGUCAGAUUCGCGAAUGUGAAACUUAGACGUUGGUUGAAUUGGUUAGCUGCAGCAAAUAACUACUUGUAGUGCCGAUUGUAACAAUACGAAUAUCUAAUUAUGUUUAAAGCGCAUCUCUCAAAUAAAAACAUGCUCUCGUCAUAAUAAAA
Messenger RNA from Uranotaenia lowii, 3889 nucleotides. RefSeq lists its product as uncharacterized. Bases 883 to 2685 code for a protein of 600 amino acids. Gene Ontology annotation, molecular function: protein kinase inhibitor activity. Lineage: Eukaryota; Metazoa; Arthropoda; Insecta; Diptera; Culicidae. Gene Ontology annotation, biological process: negative regulation of protein tyrosine kinase activity; intracellular signal transduction. Gene Ontology annotation, cellular component: cytoplasm. The record is from RefSeq and is a predicted model, not a curated record. The transcript has 6 exons.